Messenger RNA from Erpetoichthys calabaricus (reedfish), 6137 nucleotides. RefSeq names its product EF-hand calcium-binding domain-containing protein 12-like. The coding region runs from base 4251 to 6080 and encodes 609 amino acids. The record is from RefSeq and is a predicted model, not a curated record. Gene Ontology annotation, molecular function: calcium ion binding. Lineage: Eukaryota; Metazoa; Chordata; Cladistia; Polypteriformes; Polypteridae. The transcript is spliced from 8 exons.
UGUGAAAGCUGAUAACUGAUUUGCCACUUUAAGCCACUUGGUUGCACUUCUUGUUUUAUGACAUGACACCCAUUCGAUUUGCACUGCACAUGCGCUCUCUGCUCACUAAACGUUUCUUUUCAUGACUCUAACCAAUUCGUACUUGGCAUGUGUAAUUUUGUUAUGAGACGCGUCACACGCCGGAUUUGAAUUGCGCUGGCUAAUCAUUUUCACGUUGCCGUUUAUCUCUGUCGACAAGUGAACUUCUUAUUGGAAAGGAUGAGAACCUUUCAGCUUUAUGACGUCCUGAAAGAAUAUUUUUCAUCUGACAAUUUUAACUGCAGUUGAACAAAGAGGGAGUGAACUGAAAUGCGACGAAGUGCGGAUUGGGUAGUGACACUCACUCACUCAAUUGUACUGUUAGUCCUGAUGGCCAGUCCUCUCCUGGUGCCACUCUGAGUACUGGCACCGAGUCCCAACAUCACCAAUUGUUAGCUCUUUAAAGGAAUACUCUACCCAAACAUUACAUUUUUUAAUAUCUUACUUACCCCGUGUAGUUUAUACUGAUGGGUGACAAAUAUCUUCAAUCUGAUGUGUUCACGCUGAACAGAGAUAGCAAAGUUUCUGACAUGAUAGACAUUUAUAGUGACCAAUGUUAGACAAUAGCAAACAAUAUGAAAAUGUCCCUGACAAAAAACGUCACUUUGUGUUGCAUAAUCCACAUGUCAGAUCACCCACCGUCACAAUGUCCCAAAUGCUUUUGUUAAAUUAAUAACUUCUGGAAAAUGUGUGAAUGAAAAUGGAACACACCGAGUCAUGAAUGAGCACUUGACUUGGAAUAGCUGCCUCCUCGCCUCAUGCGUUGGUCACAAGUCCAUUCCAUUAAUGGCAGAUUCAUUGGCUCUCAUUGUACUUUACGUGAUAUCAACAGUGAGAGAUGUGUACAACUAAACUGAAAAGUUAAAGGAAGUGAGUGAGAAGAGAGCACACCUCGGGUUUGUGCAUAUCUGAGAUGUUUCAGUUCACCCGUGUAGUUUCACAGCCUGCCACUCAAUAAUCCCAAAGUACUCCAGUUGUGGUUAUGAAUGUAAUGACGUGAGGCAGGACCUACAGUUCGAAUGUCUCUUUUGCGUCUGAGUGCAUUCCACCGUGGGCGCCCAUUCUAGCAGGAACUUUGUUAUGUCCAUUUUACAUGAAUACAGGAGAUUAAAACAUUUUUGGCCACAAACUGUAUGGAGUCAGUAAGAUACUAAAAAAUAUUUUUGGGUGGAGUAUUCCUUUAACUGGUACAGGUGACGACCCAUGGCACCACCUGAUAACAGAAAACUGGCACCAUGACCCAUUAUUGUUUCUGCUUGGUGACGGCCUUUUGAUUGCUGCCCACUGAAAACUUCUUCACGCCAGCAGCUGCCCUUAUUCUCCUCAAAAAGCUUCAAUGCAUUUUGUUUUUGUUUUUUUUUUAAGAAUAUAGAAUUACAAAGGUAAGGUUGGUGAAUGUGAUCAAAUCAUUUUGAUAAGACCCCAGGACAGUAAGGCUUUGUCAGCUCUGUUAGCUGCACAGUUCUAAUCUCAAGUGUAAUCUCGGGCCCUUUGAUGACAGAAUUACAGCCGUGACGCUGCUGCGGUGCCCCCUCUCUUCGACAUUGGAAUGCCUUCUGGGUAUGCAGGACUAGUCACGACCUUAACGUCCUCAUAUAGACGAAACUGUUAAUUUAAUUCAAAAAUUAUUGUGUCAUUUUUUAAUCAAUAGUCUUCCACUGAAGAAGUAGUUAAUAAAAUUUAUGGAUGGAUAAUUUUCCAUGCAUAAGUGCCAUCGCUGAUUGUAACUGAAGGCAGUGGUGUAGGUAAGGGUGGGCCACCCCUGAUUGGCCAGAGGCCCAGCCAUUCAGCUCAUUUGAUAUGAAAUUUUCUGUUAAAUUUUGUAAUUGAUUCAGCAUUAGUUAUUUUAUCUUCAGUUUCGAUGUGGCAUGUCAAAUCCCAUUGGUUUACUGAAUUUUCAAUAAAUAAAUAAAUGAGGCGUCGUUACGGUGUAUGUGUAACCUGAUUGGUAACAGUCAUUAGACAGUUAACAGAACCUUAAGUUGCUUAAUUGAAUAUCUUCGACGAACACCAAGAGAGAACUUCUUAUUUUGAGGGACUACUACUGACGUGGUAAACAAAAAUAUCAAGGUUUUUCAAAAAGCCUUGAUUAGCUACAGUCUUCUUUCGGCUGCUCCCGUUGGGGGUCGUCACAGCGGAUCAUCUUCUUCUAUAUCUUUCUGUCCUCUGCAUCUUGCUCUGUUAAGCUACAGUAUAUGGAAUAAAUAUCCAGGAUGCGGAACACACAAUUUUUGUCCAACAGAUUAACAGAAAGGAGGAAACAAGACAGCAAAAAUUGUCAUCUCUUUUGGAGGUGCUUGACAACUGCCCUGUGGCCAUUUUCCCUAAUGGUAAGGCUUUGUUACGAGUAAUGGUCAAACUUCCGAGUACAACUUGCAGCGUUAAGUUUUUUCUAAUGCCUAAAUCAGAUCAAGAUGCGUUUGAGGUCAUCAGUUUUUUUCUUUUCUUUUUUUCAGCAACUUGACUAUCUUAUCUUUUGAGCAUGAUCUAGCUGAAAAUCGAGAUCAUGACAAAAUCAUCGACCAGUUCAAUAUAAAACCCUGACGUCUGCGUCUGGCACAAAACUUUACAGGAGAGGUAGGGCCUGAUUUUGUAUGUGUAUGUCGGCUAUGGCACAAUAACGUUUGAUUGCCUUGAUAAAUUUUUGCAUGAUCCUAAUAAUUUGGUUAUGUGAAUGUACCAUAGGAUGAAUAGAUGUAUUUUUUGGGAAAAGUGCCCUUGUACAUCCUACUAAAAAUUAGAACAGCCUAUUUUUUUACACAGGCCCACCCUAAAAUCUAUUCCUGGCUAUGCCCCUGAUUGAAGGCAGUAUCAUUAGGUACUUCGAGACCAGCAAAAUCAGCAGCAGCUUCUUUCAUAGAAACAGUUAACGGCCAUGGCUCUGUUCAGUCCGCAUUCAUUAAAACUUAGAAACAGGCAGGAGGACCAAGGCAGCAGUGCUGCAUUUGCCCCAGAAUGGGAUCUAUUGAGCUCUACAAAAGCGUCAAAUCAGUCGCGUCUUUUAAAACUGAGGUUAGUUUUCUCAAGAGGUUCAGGUGUCUGUCUAAUCAGAAUUCCAUUCAACUUCUGAACGCAUUUCAAAGGGGGCGGGGUUUAUUUCCGCGACAUAACGUCAUAUACAACAGACACGCCCACAUCCCCUGAAGCUCGCUUCUACAGGUGCGACCACGAACUGAAUCUGAAAUGAUAAUGGCUGGAUGUGACUAUUAGAAUGGGAUGCUUGUUAAACCCUUGUUAACUUAUUCUGCUACACUUCAACAUAAACUUGGGUUGUUUCCAUUAGAUUAGGACACAACCAUCUUCCGUUUUGGCACCGAGUGCACAGCCAAAGCUCAAACAGCGGACGGUGAAAGGGCAGCGCGCAUGAACGACAAAGAAUGACGCUUUUACUUAAGAGACUUAGCCGGCUUAAGUUAUCAUAUUAGAUUUCGUGUGCUCGAAUAAAUUAUAAAACUGCCUUAUUAUUAGCGAUAUAUAAUCUGCGUUUAUUUGCUAUGUGGUUGAACGACGCUGGCUGUCCUGUAUUAACCUAAUCGAACACACCUUGUUCACGCAGUCAUAAAGUGGGUUUUAUCCCGCACCACGUGGAAUCUCCAAUCAACCGGGCGUGUAUGCGCGUGCGCAAACGAGUGCAGAAAUCGAUUUUUAACAUCCCGUCCAGGAUUCUCCGUGCUGCUGACGUGCCCCGCUCCUGGCACUGCGACCUUGAAUUGGUUUAAGUGGACCUGCCACCGUUCUUUUAAAAUUCUCCGGUUACCCCGCAAGUACUGAUAAGUUUGCCAAAUUUCGAUUCCGACUGUAAAUCAAAGGUGCGUGCAGUGACUGGCGUCCCGACUCGGCAGCUCCAGGAUUGGCUCCGACUAAAGACAAAAGGGCAGAACAAUGCCUACACUAGAUAUGGUCAAAUUGUGUAUACUUCUUCCAUUGAAAGCGUAUGGCCGAAUAUACAUCGGAAAUGGAAAUAUUUACAUAUUUAUAUACGUUUUCUCUAUAAGUUCUCUCAGUCCCCUUCUUUUUCUUUUUGUGACUGCCCUCUGUCUCACCAGCCGGAUUCCAAUCUCCAUUUUCCUUUCGGUUCCCGUCGCUACAGAAACGGCGACGCAACAACAUUUGCGCUCAGGCACGUCUGUUCCUCCAUUUCUCCUACUUAAUUUGCCGACUUUCUGCUCGCAAUGGCAGUAAAUCCUAUCCGAGAUCAGAAGAAAACGCAUCGGCAAAGGGAUUUGCCCCGGAUGGUUAAAUCCAAGCGCAGAGUUGUGGUCGCCCCGUCCAUGAACGCAAAGGGUCCGUUCGGAGAGCCCAUGUGGCCGUUAGGGAUCCGUAAACUCGCACGUGUCCCUGAAAAGAAGGGUAACUCUUUCGGGACCCCUGGAUCUGAAGGUAGUCACGGCUCCCAGGAUGUGUGUAGUUCAGACAGAAGCAGGAGCUCCCGUGAGUCUGCAGAUUCGGAAUACCAGCAGUGGCUGAAGCAGCGCAGAAAGCUAAGAGGGGAGCUGGACAGCAUGGGGGACCUGAAGGGAUGGCUGCAGAACAAACCACAAGUCACCGAGUUGGAGACCGCGGUAAUGGACAGGAUGGAAGAGGAGAAAAAUGCGAGGGAUGCUGCAAGGGCAAUUCAACAUGGCAGUGCCACCCCACUCUCAUCCAUGGCUGGUGGUUCGUCGCACAAGAAGCCCCGGUGGCUCUCUACUCCGACCCCUGAGAUUCGCACUCCCUCUCCUCACGGUAUGACCAUAGUGCAGCGCUACUUGCGCAGGGCACACCUGCGUUUGGUGGACCUAUUCCAGCACCUUGACAAAAGCAAAACUGGCCAGGUGUCCAGGGAGGACUUCCGGAGGAUCAUCAGAGAGGUAGGAAUCCCCUUGAGUGACAAACAUGUGGAUGAGCUGAUUGUGGCUCUAAGCUCCAAAGAAGGCGACUCUGUCAACUACAGGGAUCUGGUGACUGGACGGGAUAUGUGGAUUCUAGAAGCUCGAGUGGAUUUGAAACAGCAGAUGAAAGAGAAAAUGACCCAGGAGGCAGAAUUUACCGGAGUCCUGCCAUCUCCCAGCAGGCAGCGGGAGCACCAGACUGUCUCCCCCAGUACGCCAUUCAGCUACAGCACCGAGUAUCGCAGCUCUCCAAGCUCGUUUCUGGAGGUCCCAUCCCCAAACCUUGAAGAGAGCCGGCCUUUGAGCUAUGAGGAGAUGGAGGAAAUUGGCAAGUGGGACCGGGAGCGCAGAAGAAGAGAGAAUAGAAGCACCAGUCACUUGGAAUGGCUUGAACAAUGUCGGGUAGUCAGGACGGGCACCCCUGCCGUGGACAGUCACAGCCUGCCUUCCACAAUGAAAGGAGAUAGCGGAGACCGUGUGGACACUUAUCGCCGGCAGUGCUUUCGGGAAUAUAGCGACAUUCUGCAGCUGUGUCAAAAUUAUAGCAUCCCACUGAGUGCACAACUCCUGGAGAGAGCUCUGCUGCACCCAGGAGAUAGGCUGCUGAUGGAUUCAGGUCACGUGCUCCCCAUCCGGCAGCCAGGGACAAGUCCUGCGGUCCGACUGUUCCGUGAUGACAAGAGGACUCUUGCCAGUGACUCUGAAGAGCACCUCCUGCCAUCCAGCGGACGACCCUCUGGAAGAUCUCAGUCUGAGAGGUUUCCAUACCCACUUAAAAAAUGUGUCAGCAAGGGUGGAAAGCUGAUGCAACUGUCUACUGGUGCAGCCAGAAUUAAAAGCAAAACAGACUGCUGGCUGACUUUUGAGGAGUACCAGGAAAUCACCAGCCAUCUGAAGCCACACCAAAGCCUCCGUGCUGAUCCCAAUGCUUUCUGGCCAGGACAGCUCCUAGAGAAUGUGCGACUAUGCUUAGCAGAUGACCAGGCGAAAUCCAGUGAUGCCCUGUUUUACUCCACCAGACAGAAUUCAGUAAUCAAUAUGGCGACCCAGAGACAAAGCUGGCCGAUUAGUGAUCAGGGCUAUGUGACCUAUGGUGACAUUGACAGAAAUAAGACUUACUCUCUGGGGUAAGCUAAGGAAAAACUGGAUAUCACAAGGUGCUACCCUUAAUAAACAUCGGCGACCAGA